Messenger RNA from Hirsutella rhossiliensis, 534 nucleotides. RefSeq names its product ribosomal protein s17 domain-containing protein. The coding region runs from base 1 to 534 and encodes 177 amino acids. Gene Ontology annotation, biological process: translation. The transcript is spliced from 5 exons. Gene Ontology annotation, cellular component: cytosolic small ribosomal subunit; ribosome. Lineage: Eukaryota; Fungi; Ascomycota; Sordariomycetes; Hypocreales; Ophiocordycipitaceae. Gene Ontology annotation, molecular function: structural constituent of ribosome. The record is from RefSeq and is a predicted model, not a curated record.
AUGACCGCGUUUGUUUACUUUGCCAGGGGCGAGCCAGGAUCAACCAAGAUGGCGACCGAACUCACCGUUCAAUCGGAGCGCGCUUUCCAGAAGCAGCCGCACAUCUUCCAGAACUCCAAGGUCAAGCCCAAGAGCUCCAGGCCUGGCAAGGGUGGUCGACGAUGGUACAAGGACGUCGGUCUGGGUUUCCGAACCCCCAAGACCGCGAUUGAGGGCAGCUACAUCGACAAGAAGUGCCCUUUCACCGGUCUCGUGUCGAUCCGCGGCCGUAUCCUCAACGGCACCGUCGUCUCCACCAAGAUGCACCGAACCGUCAUUAUCCGAAGAGAGUACCUGCACUUCAUCCCCAAGUACUCCCGUUACGAGAAGCGCCACAAGAACCUCGCCGCCCACGUCUCCCCCGCCUUCCGUGUUGAGGAGGGUGACCAGGUCACCGUUGGCCAGUGCCGGCCCUUGAGCAAGACUGUCCGAUUCAACGUCCUGCGCGUGCUGCCCCGAACUGGCAAGGCGGUCAAGACAUUCAGCAAAUUCUAA